Messenger RNA from Durio zibethinus, 642 nucleotides. RefSeq names its product organelle RRM domain-containing protein 6, chloroplastic-like. Gene Ontology annotation, cellular component: U1 snRNP; precatalytic spliceosome; U2-type prespliceosome. Lineage: Eukaryota; Viridiplantae; Streptophyta; Magnoliopsida; Malvales; Malvaceae. The record is from RefSeq and is a predicted model, not a curated record. Gene Ontology annotation, molecular function: mRNA binding; U1 snRNA binding. Gene Ontology annotation, biological process: mRNA splicing, via spliceosome.
GAGACAGAAGAGCGUUUCAUUUCAUCCAUCCGAAGGUAAAGGGAAGGACGUCGUGGUUUCGCAUAGCUAUGAUGUCCACAAAUAACAGAAACUACCAACUCUAGGUGUCCUGUUUGGCUGCACUUCAUUUCAGCCUCAGAUGGCAAAGAGAUUGGGCGCUCAGCUCUUCGUUAGCAGGUUGUCAUUUUUCACAACCCAUCAAGAGCUUAAAACUUUAUUUUCGCCAUUUGGUGUUGUUAAAGAAGCUAACCUCAUCAGAGACCCCAAGACUCAAAGGCCUAAAGGGUUUGGUUUUGUUACAUAUGAAACUGAGAUGGAGGCACAGAAGGCAUUAAAAGCCAUGAAUGGCAGGAUUGUCCGCGGAAGGCUGAUAUUUGUUGAAUUCGCAAAUGGUACAAGUCCAAAGAAUGAUACAAACAGCUGAAAAUGGAGGUGAGACAUGGUACAAUAAUGCUUGUUUCAAAAUCUUUUCAUUUACCAACAUUUUGUAAGGUAGGUUCCAGUAGUAUCAUGUGCUUAGAGAACUCAAAAGCCAUAACAGUAUUUGUAGAAUGCAACUCUGCAGUGAUGAGUAAAGUAUGAAAACAUUGUGAUUGUUAUGAUUAUUUGAAGAAAAUGAAACAAUGGUCUACCAUUUUGGAU